AUGGCUCGGUCUGGGAUCGAGACAAGACUGGGUCAUCGUCCACCGCGCAGUGGAGGAUGGAUAUGUGUUGGUCACAAACAACGCAGCGGACUUUAG
This is a messenger RNA of Geodia barretti, 96 nucleotides long. The record is from the annotation of a GenBank genome assembly. Lineage: Eukaryota; Metazoa; Porifera; Demospongiae; Tetractinellida; Geodiidae.